AUACUUCUGAAGGAUUUGAUAAAAUGUGCCAAAAGCGAACAUGAUGUGAAAAUUGCGGAAAUAGCGAGAUUAGACUCGUAUCUCCUCCGACAAACAGACCGAGAAAGAGCCUGGAAUGAGGAAAGAUAUGAAAGGGAAAAAAUUGAAAAACGGAGUAUGCAAAACGAGGUAGAACGCCUCCAAGCCCGCCUGGAUGAGCAGGUACACUACCUAGAGACAUUGGCAAAAACCACAAAUGUUGACACACAGCACACAAGCGGGAUCACCAGCCUGUCACACUUCGACCCACGGGGGUGCAAUCCUGGGACAGAUCACACAAAAAGUAUGGGUAUCGAUCAAAAUAUCCGUCACAAAGAAUACCCCUCACAAUUCGAGAGAAGGGAGGGAGACAUACAGACAAAACAAAUUGAGACUGACGACCCCAAAGCUGGAGGGAAAGGAAAAAUAAAAAAAAAAUUGGCAGGAUAUGCAGUACAAAUAAAAACGGAGAAAAAAGAACACGAGCAACUCGAAGACAGGGAUCACCCACCACAAAGACGCACACUGCGCAAAUAUGACCAACCGGGUAGUGCAGACAGCUCGCCAGAAACACACGCGACACGCACACACGACCAACGCAGAACCAACCACAGAGAUCACUCACCACAAAGACGCACCCUGCGCAAAUAUGACCAACCGGGUAGUGCAGACAGCUCGCCAGAAACACACGCGACACGCACACACGACCAACGCAGAACCAACCACAGAGAUCACUCACCACAAAGACGCACCCUGCGCAAAUAUGACCAACCGGGCAGUGCAGACAGCUCGCCAGAAACACACGCGACACGUACACACGACCGACGUAGAACCACCAACAGAAAUCACUCGCGAGAGGGACGCGCACUACGCAAGCAUGACCAACCAGAUAGCGCAGACAGCUCACCAGAGAAACACAUGUCACGCAAAACCCACAAAAAAAAACCGACCCGCACCACAGACGACAGCCACAGUGAUUACGACAGUCACGACGCACGGCACCAACAUAAAUCAAACACCAGGCUAGGACAUCGGAAUCUAAGCACCUCGCCGAACAGACACCACACCCAUGGUGGACGGCGUGAAGGCCGAGCUCAGAAACACUCACCACAUAGGCACGAAUCAAGAAGACCACGCACGCCAACACGAGACCAACAUAAGAAACACAAGAACAAGCCAAGAGACAGACACGACUCGUCAGAUAAAGCGAAACCACGACACAGACAAAGGAAACGCGAUAGCAGCGACAGCAGAGACGACUCGAGUGAGCACUCCUCGGAAACCGACGCCACCGAUGAUGACCAACACUCUUUCAACAGUAAAACCCUCAAGCUAAUGGACAAAGCGCUCGUGAGGAUUCCCUAUUUUGAUCCACAGAACAAGAAUCGAGAUAUACACAUUCACAUCGCUAUUGUAAGACAGGAGGCUAAGAUCCGGGGUCUGGGUAAGUCAGAGGAAAAAGCCUGCUUAUUGUCAAGAAGCUUACAUGAACAUGCCAGACCAUGGGUAGCCUCCCUGCCACACAGAGUCAAGAACGAUUUCAAACAAUUAAGCCAGGCAGUAAUUAAAAGAUUUGGGGAAUACUCCACUCUAUCUGAAGGGUUGAACGCGGCAAAACUAAUGACGCAACGUGCAGACGAAGACCCACGAGAUUACCUCCUCCGACUCAAGAGAGCAUAUUACGCAGGCAACGUAGACAACGCCCAGGAAGAAGGGAAAAUAUUAAAAGUGAUGUUCUUCCAAUCACUGAGGCCAGAAAUCAUGAGAAUAGUAGGAAUGAUGUUAGACCCCGAAACGGCCUCCCUACGCCAGAUAGAAAGCAAGGCCCACACGGCCUGGGUGAACGGCCGGAGGACAACCAACAUAGUCAAAACACAUAUCGUCACCAAGGAUAAAGAACGCCUCGACCUAGAGGGAAGCGAACCCCCUGAAAACAACAGCAACAUCACACGGGACGAACAUGGAAAACCCCAGGAGAGGGCGCCAAACCGACAAGAACCAACAUCCACCGGCCAACCACUGAACAAUGGAUCUAAAGACGAGGCAAGAGUAAGCUGGCACCCGCGACAACCACCACCAGGGAAUGCCGACACAAGCGAAUCCUGGAACAACCACGGGGGGUGGAGAGCGAACGAUGGACCACCCACACCCCGGGGAGGCCGACGCCCACCAAACCAAUCACCAUACCGCCUCCCACUGCCAUCUUCAUUAGCCAUAGAGCAUAGACCACCACCAACCAACUGGAAUCGAUAUGCUCACCACAUCCGGAUGGAAAGGGAACCCCUAGAGAACAGGAAGACUCCCAUGCAAACAGCAAAGGCAAGGACAUCAAUAGAACACAUGCAGGAAGAGGACGCACCCAACGCAAAGAUAGCCCAAGUGAACAUCGGAAGCUCAAGAAACCCCGAAGCAGCCACUGAGGUGAUACCCGAGGGUAGAGGUCACCAUCUGGGAGAACUAAUUCCUGUAGGACCGGGCGGACGAGUCCACUUGGAAGUAAGACUUCAAGACACUCUGACCAGCCAGGGCCUGUGUGAUACCGGAGCAGAAAUAUCAAUGAUUUCCGAUCACCUAUUUGGCGAACUCCAGACUGCCCUCCAGCGGAAAAAUGAAGCACUACAGAUGAUGCCAAGUAAGCUUACCUAUUCAGGAUGCGAAGGGACCCACAUGCGACCUUUGGGCAAAGUCAUGAUGAAGCUCACGUUCAACGGGAUCAACAUGAACCAUCCACUAUAUGUCGUACAAUACCCAGGAAAAGAACUGAUUAUUGGGAUCGAACUACUGAAUCGGCUAAAACCCAUUGUGAACCUUGGAUCCCGACAAAUCUGGGCACAAUCAAUACCGGAAUGGCCUAGAGAUCCAGAGGACGAAGAAGAAGAACGAAGCCCCACAGGAACCCAGGUGCUAGCACAAGAACUCAACGACCUGCCACCGACAAUCAAAGACAAAAAUAAGAUUUCGGCUGAAAUACGUACCACUCAACUGAUAACCAACGAACGGGAAAAGGACCUUAAUGAAGCCGACCCACGGCCGGUUUUUCCGAAGGACCAUCACUCCAGAGAAUAUCGACAGCCCACUAGUGGCCAAACAAGUGAACAGGAAACAAAGGGAGAGCCCAAGGGCAAGAGCUCACCCCCUUCGAGUGAAGCAAAGGCGAUCCAGCCACCACUAACACAAAGAAAACACCAAACUGAGCCGCCCGAAACCACGAAGGCCCUAGAUCCAAACCAAGAGAAAAGAGUCCUUACAAUAGAAGAACAAAUAGAACAACAAAUUGAAACAGCAGACGCCCUAGAGAGCGACACUCAACGAGACGAGCUACGACAACUGCUCCAAAAAUACAACUCCCUGUUCUCCAAAGACUCCUAUGAUUGUGGCAAAACCGACCUACAUGUGGUAUCUAUUCCCACACUGGAGGGAGCACCAGCGGUAUACGUGAAGCAAUACAAGAUUCCACUGGCCGCCUAUGAAUCGAUCCAAGAAACCCUAGAGAACCUACUCAAAAAGAACAUAAUCCGGGAAUGCAACUCGACCUACAACUCACCCAUUUGGCCAGUACUAAAACCCACGGGAAAAUGGAGACUCACGAUCGACUACCGACAACUCAAUAAAACAGUUCCCCUAUCUCGAUGGCCCAUGGCAGAAAUCGACCACGGUCUCAACCAAAUAAAAGGCGCAAAGGUACUCACCACAAUGGACCUAGCAAAUGGCUUCUGGACCAUGCCAGUAAAAGAAACCGAUCAAUACAAGUUGGCCUUCACCUUCGACGGAAUACAGUAUACUUGGAAUCGCUGCCCGUUCGGAUACUCGAACUCACCUGCAGACUUCAACAUAUUCCUCCACAAGGCGAUGGGCGACGCAAAAGAGCGAGGCACCAUCGUCUACGUCGACGACAUACUAGUCAAGGACUCCUCAUGGCAAGAACAUCUCAAGAGCCUCCAACAUACCCUUGAACAACUAAAAGAAGCAGGAGCAAAAAUCUCGAUACAAAAAGGGCAAUGGGCACGGAAAAGGGUUGACUAUCUUGGGUAUCAGAUUGGCACUGAGGGAUUGCUACCCCAAACAAACAGAAUCGAAGCCCUCCUCGCACUCAAGUCGCCCAACACAGUCACGACCCUCCGGAGUUUCUUGGGAAUCUGCAACUACCUCCGACAGUUCGUGGACGACUAUGCAGGGAUCACUCGACCCUUAGUCAAACUACUACAAAAGGACGAGCCAUGGGAGUGGGGACCAGAACAGGAAGCUGCAGAAAAAGAAUUGAAACAACAGAUCACAAGAGCAUCCUGCCUAGCCUUUCCCGAGAAAGGAAAGGAAUACUACCUAGAGACUGCCUACUCAGACCACAGUAUCAGCUCGGUACUGUACCAGAGACAAGAGACGGAGAAACAAAUUAUUGCCUAUGCCAGUAAAGCACUCCGGGGAGUAGAGACAAAAUUCUCCGAAUGUGAGAAGGCAAUAUUCGGAAACAUCUGGGCUAUACAACAUUUUCGGAACUUGUUGAAUGGGGAAAAGAUCAUCUUGGAAACAAAUCAUGAAUCCUUGGCGUAUCUCAACAGCAAGAAGAUUCGGGAGGGCCGCGUGACCAGCAGCCGAAUAGCCAAUUGGGCACUGACUCUCCAAGGUUUACCAAUCACAGUAAAAUACGCGAAAAAUAAGAAAAGCCCAGUAGCCCAAGGACUUGCCGAUCUACACGAUUGCACCCUAGAGACCGUAGGAGCACACGACGUAGGGGUACCUCCCGAUGACAGCCAGCACCUCCCCUUUGACAAAGAAACAUGUGCCAACAUACCAAAGGUGUACAUCGAUGGAUGUGCCAAAAUGAAAGAAAACAAGCUCCACGCCGGAGCAGGAAUCAUGUGGGAAUCCGGACCACUCACAGGUAUCCAAGAGGGGUUCCAGCUGGGACCGAAGUCAAACCAGUAUGCAGAGCUAGCUGGGGUACACAUUGCCCUCCAAAUGGCAGCCGAUAACAAGAUACAGACCAUGGUGGUGUGCACCGAUUCUGACUACGUACAAUACAGCUUCCUAAACCACCUACCCAUAUGGAGGAAAAAUGGCAUGAAGAACCAUAGGAAUAGACCGAUCCACCAUCGAGAACUGUUCGAGGCCAUAGACACUAUGAUCCAGCAGAACGACAUGAAGAUAUUUUGGAGGAAAGUAAAAGGGCACUCCAAGAUACCAGGCCAGGAGAAGGCGGGGAACGACCGAGCAGACGCCCUAGCAAAACUAGGAAGCUUGGAAGGCACCCCCUGGAAACUAGAAGACCAACCCAAACCUAACAGACUAGAAGAGCCGACGAACUCAGACUCUGUCGUUAUAGGGUUGGUCACAAGAAGCGGGAAGAACUCAGCAGAAACUGGGACCAGAGCUCACUUGAGCAAUACACAGCCUCCCGAAGACCUGAUCAGAAUGCAACAAGAGGACGAAACAAUAAAGACGCUAGCCGACCAUAUCCAGGAUCCGACAGGAAAACCAAUCACGACAGACAACCUGGACAACAACAAGGAACUCGAGACCAUGCAUAACCAAGUCAGAAGAUUUUCAAUGCGGAAAGGGCUACUGGUAUACACAAACGAAAAAGACGGAAAAACCAGAUGGGUAGUUCCUUUGCAAUAUCGGGACACAAUGCUACAACACGCCACGAUGAACCAUGUAGCGGACAUCGGUGCGAGAUGA
Messenger RNA from Lethenteron reissneri (Far Eastern brook lamprey), 5694 nucleotides. RefSeq lists its product as uncharacterized. Gene Ontology annotation, molecular function: RNA-DNA hybrid ribonuclease activity; nucleic acid binding. The record is from RefSeq and is a predicted model, not a curated record. Lineage: Eukaryota; Metazoa; Chordata; Hyperoartia; Petromyzontiformes; Petromyzontidae.